AGAUGAAGCGAAUACACCUAACACCAUAACAAUAUCAAAGUUUACCCGAAAAGCCAAAGGGGUGGCCCCAUAUACCAUCCUUUACUUGCCACUAGUGGAAGGUAAUCCCAUUCUAAACAUUAUCCGUACACACUUUACUCUAGUUAGUAAUGCCACCCAUGUUACAAUAAUUUGAUGCUGGGGCACCUACUUUACAAGUUUCCAGACUAGAAUAACAUCAUUUUCAUUUUCUUCUCUUAUCAUAUAAGCUUUCUCCCAAAAAAUUGACGCAAAUCUACACUUGCACUGCCAACAAUGACCAAUCAAAACUCUGUUACAUGUUCUAUGUUGAUUGGUAUUUGUAAUUGAUCACUUUAAACCCUCAUUUUUGUGUCUUUAUAAACCCUUACACAACCCCCAAUUUCACCCCUUUCUUGUAGAAAAAGCAGAGCUUUUGCACAGAGAUUUAGACCCCCCAAAUUUGGAAUUAUUGAGAAUUUUUGUUGAUGUGGUCCCUUGUUUCUUGCAUCCCAAAGGAGGAUCAUGUUUAAGAACAGUGAAUAUUGAGUGAUUUUCUGGGGAAAUGAUGUUGGAAACUUAGAAUUUAGCAUCUGGGUCAAGUGGGUUGAGUUGGGUACUUUGAUUCUUGCUUCUAUUUCAGCUGAAAGUUUCCAUCUUUUUUUUGGGGGGAUUUUCUUUGGUUGAUUUGCAGCUUCAGUUCAGAUAUUUUACUGGGUUUCUUCACUUUGAAGCUUUCUUUUGCUAAAAGAUAUCAUUGUUGAUUUUACUUAUUAUUAAAUUUUAUCGACAUUCAACAAGAUGUCUUCCUCAACGCCAAGUCAGGGUUCCAACAAUUCGGGACGUUCAAAACACAGUGUUAGGAUUAUGGCUCAAACUAUUGUUGAUGCAAAGCUUCAUGCAGACUUCGAGGAGUCUAGUAGUGAGUUCGAUUAUUCCAGCUCGGUUAGAGCUACUACUAGCUCUAGUGCAGGAAAACAACCACCAAAAUCUGACAAGGUCACCUCAUCAUAUCUCCUCCAGAUACAGAAAGGAAAGCUGAUUCAGCCUUUCGGCUGCUUGCUUGCCCUCGAUGAAAAGACCUUUCGGGUGGUUGCCUAUAGUGACAAUGCCCCUGAAAUGCUAACAAUGGUUAGUCAUGCUGUCCCCAGUGUAGGCGAUCAUCCAGUAAUUGGGAUUGGAACUGAUGUAAGGACCAUUUUCACUGCUCCAAGUGCUUCUGCCCUGCAGAAGGCAUUAGGGUUUGCAGAUGUUUCACUAUUGAAUCCUAUCUUAGUUCAUUGCAAAACUUCUGGGAAGCCUUUCUAUGCAAUCAUCCACAGGGUGACUGGCAGCUUAGUCAUUGACUUCGAACCAGUGAAGCCGUAUGAAGUUCCGAUGACAGCUGCAGGUGCCUUGCAGUCUUACAAGCUUGCAGCCAAAGCAAUUACUCGUUUGCAGUCUCUGCCUAGUGGAAAUAUCAGUAGACUUGUUGAUACCAUGGUUCAGGAGGUGUAUGAAUUAACUGGAUAUGACAGGGUAAUGGCAUACAAGUUUCAUGACGAUGAUCAUGGGGAAGUUAUUUCAGAGAUUACAAAGCCUGACCUCGAGCCAUAUCUGGGCUUGCAUUAUCCGGCAACUGAUAUUCCACAGGCAGCACGGUUCUUAUUCAUGAAGAACAAGGUCCGCAUGAUUUGUGAUUGCCGUGCAAAAUAUGUGCAGGUGAUCCAAGAUGAGAAGCUUCCUUUUGAUUUAACUUUAUGUGGUUCAACUCUCAGGGCACCACAUGGUUGUCAUGCUCAAUACAUGGAGAAUAUGAACUCUAUUGGGUCGUUGGUUAUGGCUGUUGUUGUUAAUGAUGAGGAUGAAGACGACAAUGCCUCUGCUCCUCCACAGUCCCAAAAGAGGAAGAGGCUAUGGGGUUUAGUUGUCUGCCAUCAUACAUCUCCUAGGUUUGUUCCAUUUCCAUUGCGGUAUGCAUGUGAGUUUCUAGCUCAAGUAUUUGCAAUCCAUGUAAAUAAAGAACUAGAAUUGGAAAACCAAUUCCUUGAGAAGAAGAUCCUCCGUACUCAGACCCUCCUCUGUGACAUGCUGAUGAGGGAUGUUCCUUUAGGUAUAGUGACACAGAGUCCGAACAUAAUGGAUCUUGUUAAGUGUGAUGGAGCUGUCCUUUUAUACAACAAUAACAUAUGGAAAAUUGGAGUCACUCCAACUGACUAUCAAAUACGAGAUAUAGCCGUGUGGCUUUCCCUUGAUCAUCAAGAUUCCACGGGGUUGAGCACAGAUAGCUUGUAUGAUGCUGGGUACCCGGGAGCGCUUGCUCUUGGUGAUACUGUUUGUGGUAUGGCUGCUGUGCGGAUAACUUUGAAAGACAUGCUCUUUUGGUUCCGUUCACACACUGCUGCAGAGGUUAAAUGGGGUGGUGCAAAACAUCAGCCAGGUGAGAAGGAUGAUGGAGCAAAGAUGCACCCAAGAUCAUCGUUCAAGGCUUUCCUUGAGGUUGUAAAGAAUAGGAGUGUACCUUGGAAGGAUUUCGAGAUGGAUGCAAUCCAUUCAUUGCAGCUUAUUCUGAGGAAUGCAUUCAAGGAUAAGGAGGCGGCAGACUUGAAUACAUCUGUAAUCCAUUCUAAGAUAAGCGAUCUCAAGAUUGAUGGCUAUCGAGAGCUUGAAGCAGUGACUGGUGAGAUGGUCCGUCUGAUUGAAACAGCCACUGUUCCCAUUUUUGCAGUUGAUGCUGAUGGACUUGUUAAUGGUUGGAACACCAAAAUUUCUGAGCUGACUGGUCUUCCAGUUACAGAAGCUGUUGGAAAACAUAUCGCAGCACUUGUUGAAGAUUGUUCGAUUGAUACAGUCAGGAACCUCUUGCAGUUAGCACUCCAGGGAAAAGAGGAGAAAGAUGUUCAAUUUGAGAUCAAAAGACAUCAGUCAAUGGUAGACACAGGUCCCAUCAGCUUAGUUGUGAAUGCUUGUGCAAGCAAAGAUGUCAAUGGAAAUGUCAUCGGGGUGUGUUUCAUUGCUCAAGAUAUAACUGGUCAGAAAACAGUUAUGGACAAGUUUACACGAAUUGAAGGUGAUUACAAAGCUAUAGUACAAAAUCCAAAUCCCUUGAUUCCCCCAAUAUUUGGAACAGAUGAAUUUGGAUGGUGUUCAGAAUGGAAUCCUGCAAUGUCAAAGCUAACAGGAUAUAAGCGAGAAGAGGUUAUGGAUAAGAUGUUACUCGGGGAGGUUUUUGGGACCCAUAAAUCAUGUUGUCGUCUUAAAAAUCAAGAGGCAUUUGUAAACCUCGGUGUUGUACUCAAUGGUGCUAUGAGUGGCCAAGAUACCGAGAAAGUCCCAAUUGGAUUUUUCACACGUACUGGGAAGUAUAUUGAAUGUUUGCUUUGUGUUAACAAGAAGUUGGACAGAGAAGGUGCAGUCACUGGUGUGUUUUGCUUCUUGCAGCUGGCUAGUCAGGACUUGCAACAUGCACUCCAUGUACAACGAUUAGCAGAGCAAGCUGCUUCAAAGAGGCUAAAAGCAUUAGCUUACAUGAAAAGACAGAUAAGAAAUCCUUUAUGUGGAAUUAUGUUCUCUAGGAAGCUGCUUGAGGGUACCGACUUGGGAGAAGAGCAAAGGCUGCUUCUGCACACAAGUGCUCAGUGCCAACGCCAGCUUAACAAGAUCCUUGAUGAUUCAGACUUGGAUUGCAUCAUUGAUGGGUACCUUGAGCUAGAAAUGGUGGAGUUCUCUAUGCAAGACGUACUGGUUGCCUCAAUAAGUCAGGUGAUGACAAAGAGCAACGAGAAGGGAAUUCGAAUAAAGAGCGAGUGUGGAGAAGAGUGCAUGAGGGAAACCUUGUAUGGGGAUAGCGUAAGGCUCCAGCAAAUCCUGGCAGAUUUCUUGUUGAUCUCAGUGAAUUGUACACCUGCUGGAGGUGACGUUGGAAUUACAGUUCGCUUGAUAAAAGAUAAGAUAGGAGAAUCUGUACAGCUCGGGAAUUUGGAGUUUAGGAUAUUACAUACAGGCGGAGGAAUAUCAGAAGAAUUACUAGGCCAGAUGUUUGAGAGCACCGGAGAUGCAACAGAAGAUGGUAUUAGUCUGCUAAUAAGCCGGAAGUUAGUAAAGCUAAUGAACGGAGAUAUCCAGUAUCUAAGAUCUGCUGGGUCCUCGACUUUCAUCAUCUCGGUUGAACUUGCUGUAGCCGACAGAUUAACGCAAUAAUUUGAUAAGAGUUCAAAAUGGAGUUUUUUCGGUCUGUUUAACCACUCAAUAAGGGAAGAUGAGCUAAAACAACAAGAGAAACACAGGAAUGGACUAAAAUUUAGGUAGUCAGAAGCUUUACUGUCCCUGAGAAGUAGCCUUUUAUUUUUUUCUUUGUUGCUGUUGUCUUUUGCAAUUUUCAUCUUUGUUUUCUCUUAGAGUUGGCCUUCCAUAACUUUGUAUAUAUUGAAUGGCAAUCUCAUGUUUUGUUGGUUA
This is a messenger RNA of Beta vulgaris subsp. vulgaris (sugar beet), 4431 nucleotides long. Its product is annotated as phytochrome A. The transcript has 5 exons. Gene Ontology annotation, biological process: protein-tetrapyrrole linkage; regulation of DNA-templated transcription; detection of visible light. The record is from RefSeq and is a predicted model, not a curated record. Lineage: Eukaryota; Viridiplantae; Streptophyta; Magnoliopsida; Caryophyllales; Amaranthaceae. The coding region runs from base 799 to 4176 and encodes 1125 amino acids. Gene Ontology annotation, cellular component: nucleus. Gene Ontology annotation, molecular function: phosphorelay sensor kinase activity; protein homodimerization activity; photoreceptor activity.